UGAAUUACAUCUGGUCAAUUAUCCUGAUUUCUAUGGUAAAGAGCAGAAUCCCAUAACUUGGAUAAAGAAAGUGGAACAAGCAUUUGAGACAAAUAGAGUACCUGAUGCAAGGAAAAUUCCAAUUAUUGUUCCUUAUCUAAAAGGGUCUGCUGCUAUCUGGUGGAUAAACAGGAGAGUUUAA
Messenger RNA from Acaulospora morrowiae, 181 nucleotides. NCBI's taxonomy places the organism in Eukaryota, Fungi, Glomeromycota, Glomeromycetes, Diversisporales, Acaulosporaceae. The record is from the annotation of a GenBank genome assembly.